CAUAUUCUUAGUCACUUCCUUUCCUUAUAAUUUCCUUGACUUAAGGUUUCUUCCUUAAUUCGGUAGCUAUAGUCGUAAAAAGUCUCCUUCACUUAAGCAUUUCCUUACUCAAGGUUUUGGAAUGAACUGUCAAAGUGAAGGUACCUCUUGAGCUACCUUAUAGAUACUCAAGGAUAGAAAUGGCGGAGUUUGACGAAUUUAUUGAAUACGUUUUAGGAGAACCAUAUAAUUUCUUGGCACGGCGAUACAUAAGGGAUGCUGAAAACCCUUUCGAAUUUUACAAUGAUACGGAAUUUCAGGGACGGUUUCGAUUUAGCAAAGCGAGUGUUAUAAAUCUGCUGAUGCCUCUGUUUCCUGCAGCAGACGAAUUACAAGAAGUUAAGAGGAAAUUUUAUAACAUAGCUCACUUCCCAGGUGUAAUAGGCUGCAUAGACUAUAUCCCUAUAAAAAAUCCAAACCGUUUAACAGGAGAGGUUUUCAGAAACCGUCAUGGAUGGUUCUCCAUUAAUGUGCAGAUUGUGUGUGGGCCCAAUAUGGAAAUAUUUGAUAUUGUUGUACGCUGGCCUGGGUCUGUACACGACUCCAGGAUUUAUGCUAACUGUAGGUUCUCUAUGAGGCUACAAGAAGGUGACCUGGCUGGUAGCGGCAUCCUACUAGGUGACGGUGGCUAUGCCCAAACACAAAUUAUGUUUACACCGGUGCCAAACCCUGAUACUCCAGAGAAACAGCGAUAUAACAGAGCACAAAUCUCCACAAGAAAUGUUAUAGAACGAGUAAAUGGAGUACUUAAGAGACGGUUUGCUUGUCUAAACCGAAAGCUGCAGAACAGUUUAGAGAACUCAUGCCACAUCAUAGUGGCAUGUGCUGUCCUCCACAAUAUAUGCGUGAAAACGAAUGAGCCAUUAAUUGAGCCUGAGCUUGACCUGGAAGCUGUUCCAGUAGCUGAAGUGCAGGAUGCAGCGCGAGGUAGCAUAAUAAGGAGUGCAUUUAUAACCAGGCAUUUUAAUUAGGUAUGAUAUGAAAGUUUGAUUUUUGUUAAAUAAAUAAGACAGUUUUUAGCUAAAUAAACAUU
Molecule: messenger RNA, 1072 nt
Organism: Plutella xylostella (diamondback moth)
Lineage: Eukaryota; Metazoa; Arthropoda; Insecta; Lepidoptera; Plutellidae
Product: putative nuclease HARBI1
Source: RefSeq, a predicted model, not a curated record